AUGGCUGAACAAAAUAAUGAUUUGCUGAUGAAAAAUCACGAGAAUCGACCUACUGGCGCUGCACCAUUCCCUGAAGUGAAUGAGGUGUAUGCCCACUACUCUAGGCGUGGAAAAGGUCGUGGCCCCGGUCAUGGUCAUCGUCGUGGUCGUGGUCGUGGUCGUGAUCGUAGUCGUGAUAAUGGUCAAGGAAAAAAUAAUUUCCCUGGCAUUAAUCAUUCUUCAAAGAAAAAUUACUACCAAAAGGGGAAAAAGAAGGAUGAAAGGCAUGAAGUGACACAAGCACGUGAAUCAGAAAAUAAAUGCUAUUGUUGUGGUGGAAGUGGACACUGGUCACGAACAUGUCAGAUGCCAAAGCACUUGGUUGAGCUUUGUCAAGCAUCAAUGAAAAGGAAAGAGAAAAAUCCUGAAGCUAAUUUUAUCUCUGAAUAUCAAGUUGAUAUUACUCACUUGGAUGUUGCCAAUUUUUUCAAGCACCCUGAAGGAAAAAUAGAUCACUUGAUUGGUGAUGGAUCUAUUGUUAAGAAUGAUUGA
Lycium barbarum (goji berry) is the source of this 531-nucleotide messenger RNA. RefSeq lists its product as uncharacterized. The record is from RefSeq and is a predicted model, not a curated record. The transcript has a single exon. Bases 1 to 531 code for a protein of 176 amino acids. Lineage: Eukaryota; Viridiplantae; Streptophyta; Magnoliopsida; Solanales; Solanaceae. Gene Ontology annotation, molecular function: nucleic acid binding; zinc ion binding.